Messenger RNA from Stylonychia lemnae, 2502 nucleotides. Lineage: Eukaryota; Ciliophora; Spirotrichea; Sporadotrichida; Oxytrichidae. The record is from the annotation of a GenBank genome assembly.
AUGGAUCCCUUUGCCAAUAUGAAGAGUAUCCCAACAUAGUCAUUGAAUGGAGAAUCUGUAUAGUUUGAUCAAUAAUUAUAGCUGAAAUCUGCUCGAGAUGAAAGAACUCCAAAACUCAGGCCAGUUGUUCUUAAAAGAAAGACACCAAGGCCUAAUCAUGAAGAUGAAAGUGUUAUCUCUCGAAAUGAUAGCAACAACCAAAGCUAAUCGUUAAACAUCUAAACAUUUUCUAUGCUUUACUCAGAGAGAAAACAAUCUGUGUAAAAUCUUCCUAAUUUAUAGUAAAAUCUUUAACAUAACAAAAGUUACAAAGAUACGAGCUUAGCACUUGAUCUUUCACUUUUGAAACUGAAAGGUUCACCAUCUCAGAAAUAUCUUCAUAGUUCUGUUCUAUAAGUAUAUCCAAGUGAUUCUCCAAUUACGAGGACAUUUGCAUCCCCGCCAGAAUAUGAAGAGAUGAGAUAAGGUUAGGGAAUAAAUUAUCAAGAUUAGAAUGGAAUUAGACAUCAUAUAAUUAUUAAUCAGUCUGCCACAGAUUCAAAGCAGCAAUAAAAGUUUAGAUUAUCUAAAAUUAUUGAACAGUAUAAUAAAUAGAGAACCAACAACAACGUCAUCGAUAACAAAAUCAACAUGGCUCGAAGUAUUAAUGAAGAAGAUUCUCUGAUCGGUAAAAGUGACACUAUCUAGCACAAUUAAUAGCAAUUUCAGUUAAGUCAUACACCAAUCAGGAAGACUUUUGUAACCCGAAAGCAAUCUCUCCCGCCCCUUCCAACUUUUUAGCAAAACUUGAAGUAGCAAAGUAAGACUAUUGAAAUGCAUAGUGGGGAGAACACUCCUAAGAAUUAUAACAAUAAUAUUAAAUAGUAUCAAAUAAAAUAAAUCGAUAUUCACAAUACCAUUCAAUCCAAAACUAUUAAUAAUGACUCACCCUCAACUUCAAUCAAUAUUAAUGUUCAAUAGUAACACGACAAGAUAUUUAUUGAGGCCUAAAACGCAUACAAAGAUUAUCAUAACUAACCCCAAAAAAUAAAUGAGUCACAGACCUCUCAAAAGAAAGAAGAUGGACAGGGCUUUGAUUUCUCAUUUUCUUAAUUAAAUACUAAUAGUGCGAAUGAAUCUAUUGUCAAAGCUACCUCAAAGACUCCUAACUAACCACGCAGUAGAAAAUAGAAAUUUAUAGAUAAACAAAAAUAAUAGCAGCAAAUUCAUCAAUAAUCUCAUUAGUAAAAUCAAAUAAGCAAUGAAAAUGAAUUGGCCAAUGCUAAAAUAUAUUUUAGAAAUUAAGGAAAUAAUAAUAUUAAUAUUAACCCUGUAAUUUCAAAUGAUUUAGUCAGGACAAUUGAAUCUUAGAAUUCAGGUAUUAUCAAGCAAACAAAUGCAGAAGGUAAAAUCUAAAUCAGGAUACCUACUCAGUAAUUGAGAACCAGUAAAAACAGGAAUAAUAAUGUAUAUUUAAAGUAGUUCUUGACACCUAAUAAGAGCAAUUUAGAGGAAGUGAAUAAUAAUCAAGGUGAUUAAAACUAGUUUAGUGUUCUAAAUAUAGAAAAUUUGGAAAACAUUCAGCUUCGACUCUCAAAACAGAUAACUUAAACUGAUAGACCUUCCUCCACAUAUAAAUAAAGCUAGUCUGUAUUUAAUCAACAAAAAAGUGUGAUAACUUCUCAUUUUUAGGUCUACUAGGAUGAUGAGGAUGACAAGAAUGAGAACUUCUACAGCAAUGAAACAUUUGAAGUAGAAUCCAAUUAGAAUAACAAUAGUAGUGCAAUAAAUAGUAAUGCCAACAAGCAAAGUAGAAAUAAUGAUUUCAAUCUAUAUCAGAGAGAGAAAUCAUUCAGUAUGAAUAACAAUAAAAGAUCGGAUUAGGAUGUGUACAACUAGACAGCAGACUUUAACAAUUUAAAUAGAAGCAUAAUGGCAAUGGAUACUCCAAUCAGCUAAGCUUCUUAGCAUUAAUUGACAAUUCCUUCUGUAUCAUAGUUUAGUGAUAAUGGAUCUACUUCCUAAUAAAUAAUCUAGAGUUAUAAUGACAGCAAGAAAAUUGAUUCAACUUCUACUUAGUGCUCUAGUCCUGUCUCUCAAAAUAAGAAAAAAAGGAUAUUAAAGAAUCAAAACCUUCAUUCUUAGACCAUCUCUAAAAGCAUGAUUAAUACUAAGCCAGGCAGAGCAGUAACAGCAAGACUGAAAGAUGGCAAUAAUGCAGCUAUAUAUCAACAAUUGAACUUUUAAAUUCAAUCCUAAUUAAAGUAAAAUAGCAAUUUGGAAGGUAGGAAUGCCUUUUAAAUGCCUAACCUAUCGUAGAGAACAAUGAGUGAUCAAACUUCAUGUUAAUCAUCAAACAUGGAUGCAGCAAAUUAAAUUAAGAAAGCUCUUUCCAAAAUCUCACAAGAGAGUAUAUUCAGGAUGAAUAUAGUCCAGUAAAUGAGCAGUCAAGCGAGCACAGGCAAUGUAACUAUGAUGCAGGAAGGGUUUCCCUCUUCUUAGAGAUAUGGUUAGAAUUAAUGA